Messenger RNA from Acanthopagrus latus (yellowfin seabream), 3952 nucleotides. RefSeq names its product zinc finger and SCAN domain-containing protein 30-like. The coding region runs from base 73 to 2043 and encodes 656 amino acids. Gene Ontology annotation, molecular function: telomeric repeat DNA binding. Gene Ontology annotation, biological process: regulation of telomere maintenance via telomere lengthening; telomere capping. Gene Ontology annotation, cellular component: shelterin complex. The transcript has 7 exons. Lineage: Eukaryota; Metazoa; Chordata; Actinopteri; Spariformes; Sparidae. The record is from RefSeq and is a predicted model, not a curated record.
UUUGCGUCGCGGUACAUUUGCGUCACACUCUCUGCGACGACUCCGACCUGCAACCGCGAGCGAGGCGGCAUCAUGAAGAGGAGGAGACGAUCUAAAGCCUGGCUGCAUUUCACCAGACAGGAUGAGAUUUCUGCUGUGUGUAAUCAGUGCAGUGCUGUAAUAUCGUGCAAGGGUGCAGUUACCAGCAACAUGCUGAAACAUUUGUCUACCCAGCAUGGAAUUAAGUACCAAGAAUGUCAUGCGUUACACCGCCUGCAUACGAGUGCUUACGUUGCUGCUGGUCAAACAAGCUCCACUGGGACCCCCAUUGACAACGGCUUCCUCCCCCUUUCCUCCCUCCGUCUCAUCGUCCCUCCUCUGCAGCUUGUGUCUGCGGCUCUGUGGGAGAUAGUGAAGCAGGGAGCUGUGGUGCACUAUGGUCUGCUGGAGGAGUUCAUCAGCACAGUGCUGGAGACAGUCCCUGAACUGCUCACUGACACAGAGAGAGUCCAGCUAGUUAUGGGUCUGCGUGCAAAGGUGGUGCUCGAGUUAUGCCACAGUGAUGAUCUUACGAACCUUCAGGCCAUCCAGUCUCAUUUGAGCAGAAUAAACACCUACAUUAAAAACCAGGACAACAAGAAUACUAGCUCUGAGGUGGAAGCAUCAGUGACAAACUUCCUGGAGCUGGUUAACACUCUAAAGGAUGACCAGUGCCAGAGGGAUAUCUUUUAUCAGAAAAUCUUCCCAACAGUGUUCGGCACUGAAUACGACUCUGCCCUACAGGCUCUGAUGAGGAAAUUCCUCCUCAGUCUACACAAGCUGCUGCCUGUUCCAAACCUAGAACAAACUUCACUGUGGCUCAGUCGAUCCCCCUCUGUCUUGAAAGAGUGUGUUGACUUCUUGAAUCAACCUGAGCCCCUGCAUACACUUAUUCAGCAUCACAAACAUCAUGGGCACAACGUUCUACAAGCUUCGCCUUUGUCAGCUGAUGAUUGCAUCCUUUCCAGCCUGUCUUAUCGCCUACCAAAGGUGGAAAAUGACGAAGGAGACACACAGUUAAAAUCUGAACUGUCGUGUGUCUCACAAGACUCGCAGAUAGAUAACUUGCUUGCCAGUGAGUCAGAAAAUAUUAAAAAAGAAAACUUAAUUGAGAUUAAAUCUGAAUUGUCAUGUGUCUCUCAAGACUUGCAGAUAGAUAACUUGCUUGCCAUUGAGUCAGAAAAUAUUAAAAAAGAAAACUCAAUGGAGAUUAAAUCAGAAUUAAUGUGGAACAUAGAAAUAAAUGGACAACAACAUGCUAAUGAUGUGGCUGAAGACCAGGGGGCCUCUAUUGAAGUAAUACUUCAACCUUUUGAUGAAAGUGAGUCGUACAACCAUGUGAAAACUGGCAGUCGGAAAUCCUCCAAAACCUUCAAGUGUCUCAUCUGUGGCAAAGAUUUUGGUUCCCUUACCAAACUAAAGAGGCACAAGACUAUCCAUCAUGAUGGCUUGACAAACAAAAGGAGUCAGUCAAAUUCUGCGACCCACAAAAUACAUGCAGAAGUCAAACCAGAGACUUGUAUUGAAGCUGAGCUUCCACCACUGGCAAGUGCCACAACACGUAGCCCUCCAAAUUUGACUAGACUUCCAGACUUUGAGCAGUCUGAUGCUAACUGUGAUCUUGUUUGUCAUCUUUGUGGCAAAGUUUACACUUAUCAAAAGAACUUUGACAAACACCAGAAGAUUUGCCUGAUCAGAAGUGAACAGCAAGCAGAGACGGACCAACAGUGUUCCACAAGCUUAGCUCAUCUCUCCAAAUUGAACCCUGCUGAUACAACUACAGAGUCUCCCCCCAGUGAAACUGAAACUGGGCCUUCACAUGUUGUUCCCCAGGAAUCUUUAGAAUCACCUCAACAGCAAACAUGUAAAAGGAGCAGUCGUGUUAAACAAUGCUCCAUAUGUCGAGAAGUCUUUAGCUGUUCUGCUGACUUGAUGAGUCACAUGAGAUGCCACAUUGAACAAAAAGACUCUGACAACUUCAAAGACUACGGGACACAUCAGAAAGAUAAAUGCAGAGUUUCAUAGCAACAUUCACAGGACAAUCCCCUCAGCAACACAAAGAAAAGCAAACAGGAGAAUCCAGUUGUUUCAAGUGGUACAUGUCAGGUCCCAGCAAUCAUAGAUGGACCUGCCAACUCUCAGGCUGUGAAGCCAUGUAAAUCAACAGUGAAGUGUCAGGAAUGUGACUAGGUCUUACCUACUAUAAGAGCUUUGAGAAGCACCAGAGUAAAUGUUCCAUCAGAGCUCCUCAAAGAACAAAACAUACCAAAGCAAAUUCCUCUAUUAUCACUGGGUGUGAUUUCCAAUCAGCUUACAAUACCAGUGGGAGCCGUGAUGAGACAAGUUCUGAAACUACAAAACCUCCAAUCUCAGCAGAUGAUGCAAACACUUCCCAGGUAAAAACUCGCACCUUUAAAUGCAAAUCCAACUUUUUGAAAAUUGUCCUUUUGAACAAACAUUAGUCCAAGUCACAUAAAGUCACUGAGUCAUACCCAUGCACUUUGUGCAAGAGAACUUUUGCGAGGAUGUCUGUAUUGGUUAGAUAUCAGCAAAAUAUGAAGUUGUACCAGCGCGUCACCUGCAAGAAAUGUUUCUCGAAACAAAGACUAAAAGAUCAUGAAAAAAAAACGCAAUACAUGUAUAACACCACAUGUUUGUGAAACAUGCGGGCAAAGCUUCAGAUUUGGUGCUCAUCUGACUCUGCACCAGAGAAAGCACAGAGACGAGCGGCCUACUGUUUGUUCCCACUGUGGAAAACAGUUUAGUACAAAACAAGGCCUGAAAGCACACAUGGUGAGGCACACAGGUGGUUAUCCAUGCCCAGUGUGCGGAAAGAAAUUCUAUCAAAAAAUAUAUCUGAGAUGGCAUUUGUACAAACACACAGGGAAAGAGCCGUACCUCUGCGACACCUGUGGGAAAGGUUGGCCGACUGCAGCUCAGCUCAAGUGUCACAUGGUUCACCAUCAAGAGGAAAGGCCGUUCAAGUGUGAAGACUGUGGUCAUUGUUACAAGAGGCAAUCCAAUUUAAUUUCUCACCGUAGAGCUGUACAUAUCCGGCUGCGUCCAUUCUCGUGUGAGGUUUGCAACAAAGGCUUUAGAUUAACCAACGAUCUUAAACAACACAUGAGGGUUCAUACAGGGGAGCGGCCAUUCAUGUGUACAAGGUGUAGCAAAAAGUUCAAGAGAAAAGUUCACCUUCAGCAACACAGCAAGAAGGCAUGUCGGUAACAUGAUGCUUUUUGUGGCAUGAAGAUGAAAAAGGACCAACAGGUAUUGGAUUGAAAGUGAAUAACACUGAACCUCUCUUUAGAGUGUAGUGUUCUGCAUGGAAACCUUUGAGUCCUUACAUUAGUAUGAAUGCCACUUGAUGUGCACAAUCAGAACAGAACUGCAGACCAAGAACUAAUCCAAGACCCAAAGUUUCCAGUCAGAACAUUGCACGGUACUGAGACAAUCAUUGUUUCUCAGUUCACUUGUCAGGGGUUUAAAAAAAAUAAUUUCAUCCAAAAAACCCCAACACUUAAAGGGAGACAGGGUAAGAUGACAAGGUGACUUAUCCCGAAAUCUUUAUAUUCCAGAAAUGCACAACAGCAAUGCUUUAAAAUGCCUAAGGAUCAAUAAUCAUGACUGGCGUAUCUAAUCAUACUGUAUGAUUAUACACAGCAGAUGUAAAAUGUAAAGGGUUUAUCUUACUUGAUUUUCUUAAUAGACCAUAAUAUCAACAUUGACCAUGUUUUUAAGAGGAAGAGCUGACAUACAUGUCUUAAUGUACUGUCUGUGGUUCUUGGUAUUGUACAAGUUUUGAAUCCCAGGUUAACAGAUGGUGACGCAACAUUGAUUUUGUAUAAUGUGGAAAAAGCAGUAAAACUGAAGAAUCUGUUCAAGUCUUUUUAUUUCCUCAUAAAAAGUAAAAAAAUAAAAAAUGUUUACAGUG